AUGCAGACGAGCGUCAGACUUUUGUUGCCCGGAGAACUCUCCAAGCACGCAGCCACCGAAGGAGCCAAGGCGGUGGAAAACACUGCAGGCGAAUCUCUGUUUGAUCCCUGUUCGAUUUGUGCCGACCGCGAUCCGUGA
Molecule: messenger RNA, 138 nt
Organism: Gregarina niphandrodes
Lineage: Eukaryota; Apicomplexa; Conoidasida; Eugregarinorida; Gregarinidae
Product: putative histone H2B
Exons: 2
Coding region: 1-138 (45 amino acids)
Cellular component (GO): nucleosome
Molecular function (GO): structural constituent of chromatin; DNA binding; protein heterodimerization activity
Source: RefSeq, a predicted model, not a curated record